AUGGAUGUGAAAAAUUUUAUUGAUUCAGCGCUUCAUAGACUACCACAACCAGAAUCUCAUGAAAAAAAAAAAUAUUAUAAAAUUGGAAAAACAUUAGGUUCAGGAGCUUAUGCGUCAGUAAAAGAAGCAGUAAAAACAACUACAGGCCAUAGAGUUGCGAUAAAAGUUAUUCAAAAACGUAAAGUAAGGAAUCAAGAAGCCAUGGUUUACAAAGAAAUGGAAAUAUUAUCCAAACUAGACCAUCCUAAUAUUGUGAAAUUUUAUGAUUGGUUCGAAUCAAGAGAUAAAUACUAUCUGGUAUUUGAACUUGCGACAGGUGGAGAAUUAUUUGAAAGAUUGAUUGAUGUUGGCAAAUUUACAGAAUCUGAUGCUAUAGAAAUUCUCAAGACUAUACUUGGAGCUGUCAAAUAUCUUCAUGAACAUAAUAUUGUACAUCGAGAUUUAAAGCCUGAAAACUUAUUAUAUAAAAAUAAAUCAAAAGAUUCACCACUUGUUCUUGCUGAUUUUGGAUUAUGUGGUUAUCCACCAUUUCGUUCAGAGGAUCAUGCAACACUUUUUCAAGAAGUGACAACAGCACGCAUAAAAUUUGAACCACGUCAUUGGAAACAUGUUUCAGAGGAUGCCCAAGAUUUCAUUCUUGAUUUGUUAAGAUUGAAUCCAAACAAACGACCUACAGCAGAAGAAGCAUUGCAUCAUAAAUGGUUGACGGGUAAAAGUACAUCAGAUAUAGAUUUGUUUGGAGAUAUUAUGGAGAAUUUCAAUGCUCGUAAAACAUUUCGUAAAGCAGUCGGGGCAGUACAAGCAGUCAAUAGACUUGAGAAGAAUAAGAAGAACAAUUCAGCUGACAACGAUACAAAAAGAUUUAGUAGUGAUUUUGAGAAAGAUGACGGAUAUUACGAUGAUAGUGAUGCUAAUGUUGAUGAUGUUGAUAAUUUAAUAAUAGAAGAAACAUAUGAAGACAAUCAAAAAAUUGCAAUUGUAUAA
Entrophospora sp. SA101 is the source of this 984-nucleotide messenger RNA. NCBI's taxonomy places the organism in Eukaryota, Fungi, Glomeromycota, Glomeromycetes, Entrophosporales, Entrophosporaceae. The record is from the annotation of a GenBank genome assembly.